AUCCAUGUUAUCGGGGAGGCAGUGAGUGAGAUCAUUGAAACAGCUCCCCUGUUACACACAGCGUUACUACCCCUAGAGCUGUGUACAUUCUAAGUCACCUGCGAACUGCAACAAUAAUGCAGCAUGAGUCGCGCAACAUGAAUCGUCAGCAGGACGCCAAGGGAGUAAUCUUGACCGGGUAUUUUAGCAAUAGUGAAGUUUCACCUCCCGCCUCAGUUGUCAAUAAUGCCGAAGAGAUCGAGUCUUCAUCGUUGAGUCGCAGGACCGGCCUCUACAGUGUCCAGAGCCGGCCCAAAAAUGCCUCAGGAAAGCCCCCAUACCACUGCUGUAACUCCCGGGACUCACUGGACGAGCUGUUCAUGGAUGAAUACUGGACAGAGGUGGAGAACAUCACCCUUAGCGGCGAGGGAAAGGGGGAUGCAGAGCCACAGGAGGUGGUGCAGCUGAAGUUGCCUGAUGAGGGGGAACAGGAGAAGGCAUGGCUGACUGAGGCAGGGUUGGCCCCUCUGUUUGACGAGUCGGCGUCUGACCCCGAGGACAUGAUGGGGCUGUUGUUCACACUGACGCGCACACAGGCUGCAGCCGUAGAGAAACGUUUUGAAACCAUCAGGAAGAGGAACAAGCAGCACCACAUACCUGACGUCAGAGACAUCUUCAAACUCCCAGGCACACUGGAGUCAAAGGAGGAUGAAGCAAAGUCAACAGAGAAAAAAACAGAAAACAGAAAAAUGAAUAUUACGACAGAUGGUCAGGUGGUGGGGCAGGGGAAUGGGGCUGGCCCUUCUGAGCAGAGUGUGUCUGAACCUGAGACUGACAUCAACCUAGAGCUGUCCUUCUCUGAUCAGGCCCUCAGCUAUAAGGAGGACUCAAAGGCCAGCAGUGAGGCUCUGACGGACACAGACGAUAAGCUACCUAACUUCAAGCUAAGCAGAGACAAGACUGGGCUGACCAAGAUGGGGGACCUGUCCCCUCAGGAUAUGAAGAAGGUGCACCGCCUGGUACUGAUAGAGAUGACCGCUCUGUUUGACACGGCAGGCAUCGACCUCAAGGCCCACAAAGCAGUCAAACUCAAGGUCAAAGAGUCUGGCCUGUUUGGAGUUCCCCUGGCCGCCCUAUUGGAGCAGGACCAGAGGAGACAGCCAGGGACCAAGGUGCCAAUCAUACUGCAGAGGCUGAUCUUUCACAUAGAGGAGGAAGGUCUGGACACAGAGUGGCUUCUACGGAUACCCGGAUCAGCCACAAGAGUCAAGGCGGUGCAUGUGGAGCUGGAGGGGAAGUUCUAUGAGGGCCUGUUCUCAUGGGAGAGUCUGAAGCAGCACGAUGCAGCCAGCCUGCUCAAGCUCUUCAUUCGGGAGCUGCCCCACCCACUGCUCACUGUGGAGUACCUCAUUGCUUUCAUGGCAGUGCUCAAACUGCCCACUAAGACGCAACAGCUGCAGGCUCUCAACUUAGUGGUUCUGCUACUUCCAGAGUCCAGCCGUGAUGUACUGAAGGCGCUGAUGGAGUUCCUUCAGAGGGUCAUAGACCACAAAGAGCAGAACAAGAUGACCUUGAACAACGUUGCCGUGGUGAUGGCUCCAAACAUAUUCAUGUUUAAAGGCUUCCGCAACAAGAUCAGUAUGCAGCAGGAAUUAUCCAUGGCCACAGAGACCGCCAACAUCGUCCGACUGCUCAUCCGAUACCAAAACCUGCUCUGGACGAUUCCUAAAUUCAUAAUGAACCAAGUCAGGAAACAAAACACGGAGAACCAGAAGAAAAUUAGCAAAGAGCGUGCCAUGAGGAAACUCUUAAAGAAGAUUGCUUAUGACCGAGAGAAACCCGAAAAACAGGAGAAACCCCCCUCAGAGGCGGACAGUAGUUCUCAGGGCUUCAUCAGGGUCCAGGCCCCUCAGUUCUCUAAGGUCUCCAUGGCUGUCCAGUUGACUGAAGAGCUGCAGGCGUCUGACGUCCUCAGUCACUUCCUCAGCCAGAAGAGCUCUGUGUCUGUGAAGAGAGAAGACCUGUGCCUUUAUGAAAUAGGGGGCAAUAUCAAGGAGCGCUGUCUGGAUGAGGAUACCUAUAUGAAAGACCUGUUGGAGCUGAACCCCAGUGCAAAGUGGGUCAUCAAGUGGGUCAUCCAGAGAUAGGAUACUCACACCCUGCCAGCCAUGUCUUAAAUGUCCAAUGCAGCCAUUUUUAUCUCAAUAUCAAAUAAUUUCUGGGUAACAAAUAAAGUACCUUACUGUAAUUGUUUUCUAUUGAAAUGGUAAAAAUCAAACAAAAAUAGCUUAUUUGCAAAGGGCAAUUUCUCAAGCAUGAAUUUUGAUAAGACUGUCGGGUCUGAGUGAGGGGCCUGAUUGCACGAGCCUAAUGGGAGGGAUAUGUAACCUGAUAACUAGCUGUUAUUUGCAGAGAGGUCGCUAGGCAGGCCUCACUCCAUCCCACUGAAACAGGCUGAAAUUUCAGGCGGUCUUUUCAAACGGCUCUUGCACUAAAAGGGCAUUAUCAUAAUUUUUACAAUUUCACAGACUUUUUCCAACCUCAUAGUGUGGAAAUAUACAUUCACUGUCCAGUUUAUUAGGUACACCCAUCUAGUACCUGGAAGGACCCCCACCUUUGCUUCCAGAAAAGCCUGAAUUCUUUGUGGCGUGGUUUCUACAAAAUGUGGCAUUCAAACAUUGCUAAAUUGGUAUCAUGGGUCCUAAUGUGUGCCAGGAAAACAUUCACCACACCAUUACACCACCGGCACCAGCAUGUACCGUUGACACCAGACAGGAUUGGUCCAUGGACUUAUGCUGCUAAUGCUAAAUCCUGAUUCUGCCAUCCGCAUGAUGCAACUGGAACCGGGAUUCGUCAGAGCAGGCAAUGUUUUUCCACUCCUCAAUUGUCCACUGGAACCACUUUAUGUUUUUAGCUGAUCGGCGUGGAACCUGAUGUGGUCGUCUGCUGCAAUAGCCCAUCCGUGACAAUGAUCGACGAGUUGUGAGUUCCGAGAUGGCGUUCUGCACACCACUGUUGUACUGCACUGUUAUUUGCCUAUUUGUGGCCCGUCUGCUUGCGCGAUUCUUGCCAUUCUCCUUCUCCAUUCUCCUCUCUCAUCAACGAGCUGUGUUCGCCCAUAGGACUGCCGCUGACUGGAUGUUUUUUCGCAUCAUUCUUGGUAAUCCCUAGACACUGUCGUGCGUGAAAAGCCCAGGAGGCCGGCCAUUUCUGAGAUACUGGAAUCGGUGCGCCUGACACUGAUGAUCAUACCAUGCUCAAAGUCCCUUAGCUCACAAAUAUUUCCCAUCCUAACGUUCAAUUGAACGCCUCGAUGACUUUCUGCCUGCUUUAUAUAGCAAGCCACGGCCACGUUUCUAAUUGUCUAUUGGUGCGAUGCAUCUUUGUGAACGGGGUGUUGUACCUAAUAAACUGGCCAGUGAGUGUAUAUACAACAUAUGAAUAUCACGUUUUUGAGUGCACUGGGCCUUUAAAGGAUAACGGACGUGGGUAACAUUAAGGCUGACAACUGGACCCAGCAGGACAGGUAUUACAGAAGUGUUAAAGUUGUCCUUUGGUGCUGUAGUUUAGAAUACAGUUUAAGUAGAUGAGGGCUCUUCCUCUGAAAUGUAUGCCCUGUGGUGUGUUAGGUCCACAUGUGUACAGGGUAUUUACUGUUUGGGAUAAAGCACUCCCCUGAUUGACAUGUAUGCUACUGGAAGUCCAACUGCCAAGAGCUUGAGGAGUUGAGGAGAGCCACUGAACUAUAAUCUGUGGUGGUAUUGAUCAAUACAGUAAAUGCCCCAAACCAAGAAAACAACAGUUGAGGAAACAGUAUAUUGUAAUGGAUUGCUCUAAAAAUGACAAAGACAAUGUUUUUACAUUCAAUGAUAGACAUUUAUGACAUAAUUUAAAUACUAAUAGGAUUUUCUUUACUCUGCUUAUUCUCUAUCGUAAGAUAACUAAAACGUAGCAUAUAGGCCUCCCCAAACUACCAGGGUCAAUUCUAUUCUAUUUCAGUUUCAGUCCAUUCAGAAAGUACCCUGACAUUCCAAUUCUCUUCAAUGCUUUUCAAUUGGGAAGAAUUGGGAUUGGAAUUUGGUUUACUUUCUUAAUGGACUAGAAUUUAAAUGGGAUUGACCUCAACCCUGCUAGCUAAAAUUGUGUUCAUAUGAAUAUGUGUUGGGUAGAUGUGUUUUGGUAGAACCGGUUCUCAAGCUGUGGUCCUAAGCUAGCAUUCCAGGUUGCUUCCUAAUAACAUUAACAUGUGUAGUUCUCAAAAGGUACUUUCGAUGGCGGGAUCAGAUUUGAAUAAUGCAAUGUAUGUCUGAUCAUUUCAAUUUAAAAAACAUGAAUAACAUUAUUUCAGAUAUGUACUGUAUUUUAUACACUCUACCUGCCCUUAUGUUGUUCUUGAUACUGUGAAUAUGACUGGAAAGAUGUUCCAUUUGAUGUUGUAUACUGUAUGUUAUACUGCUUCUGAAAUGACCACUAAACUUUUUGUAAAUAAAUGUGUAAUUGCUCCUAUUUAGUGUGUAAUGUUCUCAUGUAUACACAAUAAAAUACAUUAAAAACAA
Molecule: messenger RNA, 4535 nt
Organism: Oncorhynchus keta (chum salmon)
Lineage: Eukaryota; Metazoa; Chordata; Actinopteri; Salmoniformes; Salmonidae
Product: rho GTPase-activating protein 18-like
Exons: 15
Coding region: 117-2126 (669 amino acids)
Biological process (GO): regulation of actin filament polymerization; signal transduction; regulation of small GTPase mediated signal transduction
Cellular component (GO): cytoplasm
Molecular function (GO): GTPase activator activity
Source: RefSeq, a predicted model, not a curated record